AUGGGGAAACGGCAGAGAGAACAUCUGUUGGAGGUAUUGACCAUCAAGGCUCGUCGCCAGAAAAGCUGUUGGUUUUUGAUUAAAGUUAAUGUAAGUUUUUUUGUAUUAUUUCUUGGUUUUUAGGACAUGUAUUGAACGAGUUUAACGGAAAGUAAGAGGUGAAGAUAAUGAAUUACGUUCGAAACUUAUUCGUAUAUAGACAUAGGUUUUGUUGUGGGUUCGCUGAAGUUUUGACGUAAAUUAGGUAUUUGUUGACGGAUUUUUAUAAGAUUUUUAUUAAAACAAGUUAAAAUAUAGUCCGAAGAAGGUUUAUUUAUGUAAAGGUUCAAGUUGUUUGAGUUUAUUUUUCGGGCUUUAAAUUCGAAUUUUUUUUUCUUACACUACUUUUAGUUGAACAUCAUAACUUUAUGGAUUAUAUUGAAUGCUGGAACGUUUAUCUAUAUCCGUAAUCAACAGGUGAGUAGUUUGUUUGUUAUGUUAUUUCUUAAGGUUAAAUUUAUGUUUGUUUUGUCAAUUGAAAAUCGUGAAAACUUGUUUUUCCUUGUUUUACCUAUGAUAAUAUUAAGUUUUUGACGAAAUCUUGAGUUUUAUACUUAUUUUUAUGUUUCACUGGUUGUCUAUGUGAUUACAAUAGUGGCGUAAAGGUUUACUAUAAUUUUGUUGAUGUUUUAGGACACGUUGCAUCGGUUUACAGAAGAAGCAGAGUUGUUAAAGGAUAGCCACAUUAUGUCGUUUGAGCAUUGCCAAUUUUCUCACAAAUACUACAGCACGCCGUUUGAUACUGUAAGACUUUAUGUUUUGAUUUUAAAUUGUAUUCUGUCCUUAUAUAGUACGUAAUUUUAGGUAACAAUUUUUUGAAACAUUUAGAUUUAGAUAUUACUGGAUGUGAUUUGUAAAUUUUCUUGAAAUGCUUUUUUUUAGAGCAGAUGCCAUGAUCAAUGUGGUACAAAAGCAAUCGCCUGGAGGCUGCGAACGUUACAAAUGCCUUUCAAACGCUAUGAAGAUGUUGAUUUGGACGAUGAAAAAGGCUUUCGACGUGUAUGUUUUGAUAUUUUGGACCAUGUAAGUUACAUUUCGACCGUUUAUGUCUUUUUCUGGUCUUUACUUUGUAAAAUUUCAGGUCAAUUGUCACGACAGUCACAAGAAGUGCCAUCCACCGCCAAGAAAAGUGCCACAAUGUGCUGGUAUGGCGGGUACCGAGCUGGAGGAUCAUAUAUCAUACGGAGAACGAGUUCUUGCACCAGCGAUCAGUGAAACCGACUUGGCCAAGGCUUUGAACAAAAAUGUUUUGGCUAGCGAAUUGGUGAUUCUAUGCCCACUUUGCCGUAUCCAGUCUGAUUGGUUCAAGUGGGUUUUUUAUUUUUUGUUACCCAAAAUUGAAAUGACUUAAAAUAUUUUGUUACCUAAAAUGAGGAAAGCAAGAUUUGAAAGGCAAGCAAAAAUUUUCUAUGUAACUUUUAAAAUGACAAUAUUUGACUUGUCUAAAUGUUUAUUUUAGGGUCGAUGGCACCAAAGCCAACUACAAUGAAUCCAAGAUCAAUUGCUUGGCUAAACUUUUGACUAUUGCUCCGGGUUGGCCGAGGUUCGCUGGUUAUUGUGACAACACUGUUAGUGCCAUAAAGCCCUUUGAGGAAUGUAAUCAUUUCAACGACCACAUUGAUACAUAUAGACUUUGA
Bursaphelenchus okinawaensis is the source of this 1676-nucleotide messenger RNA. The record is from the annotation of a GenBank genome assembly. Lineage: Eukaryota; Metazoa; Nematoda; Chromadorea; Rhabditida; Aphelenchoididae.